This is a messenger RNA of Zonotrichia albicollis (white-throated sparrow), 2029 nucleotides long. RefSeq names its product hexose-6-phosphate dehydrogenase/glucose 1-dehydrogenase (gene H6PD). NCBI's taxonomy places the organism in Eukaryota, Metazoa, Chordata, Aves, Passeriformes, Passerellidae. Gene Ontology annotation, molecular function: glucose-6-phosphate dehydrogenase activity; 6-phosphogluconolactonase activity; NADP binding. Gene Ontology annotation, biological process: pentose-phosphate shunt; pentose-phosphate shunt, oxidative branch; glucose metabolic process. The record is from RefSeq and is a predicted model, not a curated record. Gene Ontology annotation, cellular component: endoplasmic reticulum.
CCUGUCACAGGUGGGUUCAUCCCUGUCACAGGUGGGCUCAGCCCUGCCACCCCUGAUCUCAUCCCCGCGUUCCAUGUGCUGCCCACACACCAGGCUGGGUUCCUCACAGUCCCCUGUCCUGCUUUUCCAGGGUUUUGGAAACGGCUGCUGUCACGAUGCUGGGGCCAGAACACACGGAGUGAGCCUGAGUCAGAGCCAGAAGGGCCAAACACGAAUUCCUGCACCUCUCAUCCUGCUUUUAAUGAAGGGAACAACCUGCCUUACCUGUGCUGCACACCUGAGCACUGAGCAGAGACACACAGAGACACAGGAGGAGCAGCAUCUGCACUGGGAGAGGCUGGGCAGGAGGAAAAUCUCCAGCUGCUUUUGGGGUCUCUAGAGCUCCUGUGUUACAGUGUUCCUGGCUCUGCCUCUUCUCCCCACGAUGCUGGGAAGGGUCCUGUGCACGGUGCUGUUGGUGGGAGCCCUGCCACCCCCAGCUGGAGCCUCCCAGGGCCACAUCUCCGUGAUCCUGCUAGGAGCCACGGGGGAUUUGGCCAAGAAGUAUUUGUGGCAGGGUCUGUUCCAGCUCUACAGGGACCAAGUGAGCAGUGGCCACAGCUUCACGUUCCACGGGGGGGCCCUGGCAGCUCUGGAGCCGGGGCAGAGGCUGAUGUUUGACGUGCUGAAGAAGCUGUCCUGUCCCCCCGACGAGCCUCCCGACCGCUGCGCCGUGCUCAAGGACCAGUUCCUGAAGCUCAGCCAGUACCACCAGCUGAAAACUGCCGAGAAUUACACAGCUCUGAACAGGGAGAUCGAGACCCUGCUCAGCCAGGAGGGGCUGGAGGAGGCUGGCAGGAUCUUCUACUUCUCCGUGCCGCCCUUUGCCUACACGGAGAUCGCGGGGCACAUCAACGGCAGCUGCCGGCCGCGCGCCGGGGCCUGGCUGCGCGUGGUGCUGGAAAAGCCCUUUGGCCACGACCUGCCCUCGGCACAGCAGCUGGCUGCACAGCUGGCAGGCUUCUUCAGGGAGGAGGAGAUGUACCGAGUGGACCAUUACCUGGGCAAGCAGGCUGUGGCCCAUAUCCUGCCCUUUCGGGAUCAGAACCGACAGUUUCUGGACCCCAUUUGGAACCGGCACCAUGUGGAAAGAGUGGAGGUUGUCUUGAAGGAGACUGUGGAUGCUAAAGGGCGCACCAGCUUCUACGAGCAGUACGGGGUGAUCCGGGACGUGCUGCAGAACCACCUCACCGAGGCCCUCCUGUUCCUCAUCAUGGAGCUCCCUGCCAACGUCAGCAGCGCCCAGGAGGUGGUGCAGCACAAGCUGCAGACCUUCCAGGCCCUGUGGGGGCUGCAGAGGAGCAGUGCUGUGCUGGGACAGUACCAGGCCUACGACAGCCAGGUGCAGGAGGAGCUGCCCGAGGCUCGGGGCCACGUCAGCACCACGCCGACCUUUGCAGGGGUGCUGAUCCACAGCCACAGCCUGCGCUGGGAAGGGGUCCCGUUCCUGCUCACCUCGGGGAAGGCUCUGGAUGAGCGGGUGGGCUAUGCCCGCGUGCUCUUCAGGAACAGGGCCUACUGCCCCCAGAGUGGCACGCUGAGGGACGCAGGGCACAGCCAGUGCAAACCCAAGCAGAUCAUCUUCUACUUUGGGCAUGGCGCUCUCAACACCCCCGCGGUGCUGGUGAGCAGGAACCUCUUCCAGCCUGCCAUGCCCAAGGACAGCUGGAAGGAAGCAGGAGCUCGCUCAGACCUGCACAUCUUUGGGCAGCCACUGUCUGAUUUCUACAUGUACAGCCCUGUCAAGGAGAGGGAUGCCUAUUCCGUCCUCAUCUCCCACAUCUACCACGGCAGGAAGGAUUUCUUCAUCACCACGGAGAGCCUGCUGGCCUCCUGGGCCUUCUGGACGCCUCUGCUGGACAGCACGUCCCGGCUGCCCCCGCGCCUCUACCCCGGCGGCGUGGAGAACCAGCAGCUGCUGGACUUUGAGAUGGUGGCUGGGGGAGUGGAGUUCAGCCUGGCAGAGCCGGCAGAGCUGCUGCACCCCGGC